Molecule: messenger RNA, 906 nt
Organism: Arachis duranensis
Lineage: Eukaryota; Viridiplantae; Streptophyta; Magnoliopsida; Fabales; Fabaceae
Product: mediator of RNA polymerase II transcription subunit 11
Exons: 4
Coding region: 229-576 (115 amino acids)
Biological process (GO): regulation of transcription by RNA polymerase II
Cellular component (GO): mediator complex
Molecular function (GO): transcription coregulator activity
Source: RefSeq, a predicted model, not a curated record
UCCGUUUUGUUGAAAGAAAUCAAACCCUUGGUUCCGCCAUCUUGUUCCUUUCUUCUGUUGUUGCCACCUGUCGUUCGCCGUCGUGUCCCUGCGCCGCUGUCCUUGCCUUCUCCUCCCCCGGUACCGCAUCUUUGUUGUCUUCUCCUUCGGCGCCGCGUCCAAACAGAGCAUAUUCUGCUGUGGAGGCCUCCAAACGCUUGAAAUACAGAGGAUAAGGAAGUAGCAUUCAUGGAUUCACAGGGCCAGACAACUUCUUUGCAGCGACUUCAGAAUGUUGAAAAGAGAAUUGUCAAGGUUUUGGAGCUUGCAGGAGGAGUCAUGGAUGAACUUGCAAGCCCUCUAGGUCCUAGGAAAGAUGUGGUCCAAAAUCACUGCCUUGAAUUCAUGCAAUUAAUCAAGGACAUUCAAGUGGCAUUGCGUGAUGAAAUUAAAAGUGCGUGUGAAUAUCGUCCAUUCGAGAAGUGUGACUAUGGGUCAAGAAUAGCCAAUGAGAUUUGCUACAAGAAAGUGGAACUUAUUAUGUCACAGUUGGAUGCAAUGAAACAGACUAUAGAUGAUUAUCAUGCAGCAGUAUGAACUUAUAUCUUCAGAAGCCUGGGGUUGAGUUGAGUAGAAAGUGUCAGUGAGAAGCUCCGUUCAGAGGGAGGGAAGAAUUCCAGGAGUUAGCUUUUCUCUUUUCUUUUUGUGUGUGUUGUACAUUACCUAUGUAUGUUAGUGAAUGUUAAGAUCUUUGAUAUAUAUUAUAUUAAGAAUAUCUUACAACUCUCAAUGUCACAUUUCUAUUUUGUUUAACUAGGUUUACAUCUCUACUCUUAGUUGAUUUGAGCUCAUGAAUAAAGGUCAGCUAGUGUGUUGUUACAUUAUCUAUCGAUAGGUAGAAAUUAAAAUACCCAUUAUUUGUCUGUU